GUUUUGUCACUGGCUUCACAACAAGAACAUCGUAUCAUGUUCGAAUUGUCCAAACGCAAUUGGUGAGUUUUGUGCUGAUUGUAAAGUUUCUUCGUAGUUAAAUCGCCCUGCACAAUCAUAUCAUUUGGAUAUAUAAUGUUAUCUAUUCCAUAAUCAAAAGUGUAUUCUACAACGAAAGACCGAAGAAUAUUACUCACAAUCCAAGAACAGUGACCGCAACACUAUUUUAUAGCUGAAUUUUUAUUUUGAGAUCAAGUUGUUCUCCAUUGUUUUAAUUUCGUUUUUCUUUCUGCUCGGAUUUUGUACCAAGUUCACAGUUUUGUUUUGUACAUACGGAAAAAAAGCAAUAUGUUUCGAAAAUUCGCUGUAUCAUUAAAUAAUUUUAGAUUUGUAUGCAAUCCAGUCGUGUUACCGAUACAAAGUCGAUUCAAUUCCAGUCAUGUUGAGUGUAACGAUACACCAAAAAUUUUGAUAACUGGUGGUUUGGGUCAAUUGGGGAUUGAAUGUGCAAAGUUAUUAAGAGGAAAAUACGGAGCAGAUUCGGUAAUUUUAUCAGAUAUUAUAAAGCCAACACGAACAUUGACACAAGGUGGACCGUACAUAUUUGCUGAUAUCCUAGACUUUAAAGGUCUUCAAAAAACCGUUGUCGAUCAUCGCAUCGACUGGAUAAUCCAUUUUUCGGCACUGUUGAGCGCAAUUGGGGAACAAAAUGUUCCGUUGGCUGUUAGAGUCAAUAUUGAAGGAGUACAUAAUGUCAUUGAAUUGGCCAAGCAAUACAAUUUACGUAUAUUCGUGCCGAGUACGAUUGGUGCAUUUGGGCCAGACAGCCCUCGGAAUCCAACGCCUAAUAUUACUAUCCAACGACCACGAACCAUAUACGGUGUAAGCAAGGUACACGCUGAGCUAAUUGGCGAAUAUUAUCAUCACAAAUUUGGCUUGGAUUUUCGUUGCUUACGCUUUCCAGGUGUUAUCAGUAGCGAUCCUCCGGGUGGAGGAACGACUGACUAUGCCGUUGCAAUAUUUCAUGAGGCGCUUCGCAAUGGACACUAUCAAUGUUACUUGAAACCUAACACUCGUCUGCCAAUGAUGUACAUCGAAGAUUGCCUACGCUCCUUCUUGGAAUUUAUGACUGCACCGAAUGAAUGUUUGCAACGUCGAGUGUACAAUGUUACAGCUAUGUCAUUCACGCCCGAAGAAUUGGUGGAAAAACUCUAUAAGUACGUACCUGAAUUACGAGUAACAUAUAAACCUGACAGCCGGCAAAACAUCGCCGACUCAUGGCCUCAAGUCUUUGAUGAUUCAGAUGCUCGUCGCGAUUGGAAUUGGUGUCCAAAGUAUGAUUUAGACAAGCUGGUCGACCAAAUGGUUAAAGAUGUUACGAAAAACUACACGAGUAGAGAUGAAAAUGGAGGCAAAUCCAGGGGUUAGACACCAGUUUCUAGCAUAGCUAGUUUGUUCAAAUCGGUUCAAAUAUGCGUUCAAUUUCUUCUAGUUUUUCUAGUAUACAAGCAGAAUUUUAAAUAUUCUGCUAGUAUUUCUAGUAUCUACCAUUGCUUCUUCCAUAAGUAUAGUAUUGCCAAUGCAUUUCUUAUGGAAGGAUUAACGGGACUUUUUAUAAACAAAACAUUUGAACUCCAUAAGCAAAGCAUUGGCAAUAUAUUUUAAAUGGAAGAAUUUGUCCAUAUAAAAACCACUGGCAAUGCUAUUCUUAUGGAAGAGAGAUCACUCAAUUUUUUUUCACAAAUAUUCUUCUAUUAACUUCUAGUAUGCUCAAUUUUUGCUAGUUUUCUUCUAGUGUUAUUUCGUGUCUACCCCCUAGAGGCAAAUGAUUGUGCAAUAGACACAAAUUGCAUGAGGUUUUGAAAAUGCUAACUCAAAUUGUCCAAAAAAAAUGUCUUAGGCCUAAAAGAACAUAUCUGUCGAUAUCUCCAUCAAACUUGGAAAGAUAACCAUAAAAACGUCAAAAUGUGCCAGCACCAAGUGUUAUUGUAUUGAGCUGAAAAGGCACAUCACAGACAUGCUUUUUUGAACCCGAAAAAAAACGUCUUGGGAGUUAGCAUUUUUGAAACUUCAUGCAAUUUAAGCCAGUCUAUUUUGCAAGCUAUAAAUGCUGACAAAAUUAGUAAAAUCAUGAACCGUUUUUUUUCUCCUAUAUUUGAAUUGUUAAAAAAACAUGAACUUAUCAUCUUUCUGAAUGAAAAAAGUGUUGCAAUUACUUUCAAAAA
This is a messenger RNA of Sitodiplosis mosellana (orange wheat blossom midge), 2225 nucleotides long. It is a transcript of the gene Tdh, whose product is annotated as L-threonine 3-dehydrogenase, mitochondrial. The transcript is spliced from 9 exons. NCBI's taxonomy places the organism in Eukaryota, Metazoa, Arthropoda, Insecta, Diptera, Cecidomyiidae. The record is from RefSeq and is a predicted model, not a curated record. Gene Ontology annotation, biological process: L-threonine catabolic process. Gene Ontology annotation, molecular function: L-threonine 3-dehydrogenase activity. Bases 349 to 1428 code for a protein of 359 amino acids.